GGGUACUCCACAGGCGGCUAUUUAUCUAAGGGCAAGUUGUCCGUUCUUGCAUCUUCGCUCAAAAAUGGAGUAUUCUAAGCUGGUUUGGUGCGGCUUAUCCUCCUAUAUCUCCAUCACUCUUUCCUUUUUUCACAUCUUCAGAUCCGUCUUAUCUUCCUUCAACCGGAUUCCACUCACAGUCUACCUAGAUUGUAUCUUGUCUCUCUACUUCUGGUUCUGCGGUCUCUGUCCAUGCACCGUCGAUCUAGAUGACCACACCACCAUCCAUUUUUGGACGCCCAGGCAUAGACGCUUGGAUAAACCAGAUCUGGUCAUGAUUCACGGCUUUGGAGGCACUUCGCGCUGGCAAUUUUCUACUCAAGUGGCUUCCCUGUCUCAGCAUUUCAACCUCUACGUGCCAGAUCUGUUAUUCUUCGGUAAAUCCCACACCGCUAAAUCGGAUCGGAGUGAUAAGUUUCAAGCCGAGUGUAUAAUGGAAGGGCUGAAGAAGUUAGGGUUGGACCGGUUCGCGGUGUACGGGAUCAGCUACGGCGGAUACGUGGCGUACCAGAUGGCGGAGAAACAUCCGGAGGUCGUCGAUAAGGUUGUGUUAGCGAGUACCGGAGUCGGUUGUUCUGAUGAUCAAAAAAUGAAGGAGCUGAACAAAUUUGGAAGAAAUGUAUUGGAUAUUCUUGUGCCUGAUAAUCCGGAUGAUCUGCGUUUGUUGGUUAAAUUCUCGACUUUCAAGUUUAAUCCUCUCAAAUGGACCCCCAAUUUUUUCGUUAGUCGUUUCGUUGAUGGGAUAUAUAGAACGCACAGGAAGGAGAAGUUAGAGCUACUGGAGGACUUGAUGGAAAGGACUGAAGAUUCAAGACCUUGUAUUCUAACACAAGAAACACUGCUGAUAUGGGGUGACAAGGAUCAAGUGUUCCCAUUAUACAUGGGUUAUCAGUUGCAGAGGCGGUUGGGAUCAAAAUCAAGAUUAGAGAUCAUCAAGGACACAGGCCAUGCUUCGAAUAUCGAAUCUGCCGGGACCCUGAAUAGGUUGAUUAAGUCGUUUGUUUUAGGUCAAUCUCAGAAUGGUAUAUGAAGGGAAUUUGUGUUAUGAAGUUGACUUGCAACGGCCAAAGGCUAGCAUUAAGCAGCAGAAGAAUAAUGACAGAUAUCGCCAUUGACAUUGACCAGCAGCAUCAAGUCUCAAUUAGUUCUUCAGUGAAUGUUGCAUCUUAUCUUUAAUUUGACCAAUGUACACUUGAUUCAGCAAGUUUGAGUAGGCUGAUAGACUAAGCUCCUUCUCUGAGCUUAUCCUCUGUUCGCGCGUCAUCUCUACAAAGACGAAGCAAAGGCGAAGCCCUAUCUAUUGGGUUUUCACUUCUCUUGGGCUUACUUGCCUUGGGUUGUUUGGCCUUACAAUGGGCCUUUCAUGUCUUUAGUUAAACGGUGCACUUUGCACCAUUUCUAUUCAUUUGUAUUCAAACUUAUUAACUUAUUAUUUUUCCUUUUUUUUAAUGGUCAUAUCACAAUGACCGUUCACAUUUGUAUUUCAUAUAUAAGUGGCAAUGGAGCCGUUGGCUCGUCACUGCAAUGAUAAUAUUCAUUACACACUUCUUCUUCC
Molecule: messenger RNA, 1594 nt
Organism: Tripterygium wilfordii
Lineage: Eukaryota; Viridiplantae; Streptophyta; Magnoliopsida; Celastrales; Celastraceae
Product: lipase 1-like
Exons: 5
Coding region: 65-1069 (334 amino acids)
Source: RefSeq, a predicted model, not a curated record